Dicrocoelium dendriticum is the source of this 397-nucleotide messenger RNA. The record is from the annotation of a GenBank genome assembly. NCBI's taxonomy places the organism in Eukaryota, Metazoa, Platyhelminthes, Trematoda, Plagiorchiida, Dicrocoeliidae.
AUGCCGACGGUGGUGUUCUACAGGGAGCGAUCCUAUCACCUUUUCUAUUCUCCCUUGUAUGUUGAACAUCCACUACGAACUACGUUUAUAAGAUGUAAAUAUGCUGAUGAUGUGCUGGGAUGUAUGUCCCCCACUAACCAGGAUUCCUCAUCACUUCAGCAUGGGUUGGAAGAUCUGAUGGAAUGCUCUUCAUCCAAAUCUUUUACGCUUACUGCUUCUAAAUGCAAUGAUAUAAUAUUUUCUUUUCUACGUGACGAUAGGUUGCAGUCCCUCAUAGCUUUCUCCCCCACACCUACUGUGAAGGAAAAUUCCAUACCCAGGUCUUCCACCGUCAAGUAUGUCGACAAUGUUUUGUCCCAGAACCUUUCUUGGUCUACGCGCGUCUGUACAACUUGCA